UACCAGCACUAAUGAUUUUAGCUUGGUGUGUUCUCCUUCCCUCUUUCACUGCCACAGUCCUCCGCCACAUCAGCACACCCACUAAUCCACUUGUGGCCCACCGCACUCCACCACCUCCACCCAUUGUACUAAUAUAGUAAUCUGUUUACUCACCGUCUUCCGGCUUUGUCAGCCGUUCUAUCUGUAUCUGCCUUGUUGUGGUCAUACUCUUGUGCGCUGGUGGUUUGCA
Geodia barretti is the source of this 229-nucleotide messenger RNA. Lineage: Eukaryota; Metazoa; Porifera; Demospongiae; Tetractinellida; Geodiidae. The record is from the annotation of a GenBank genome assembly.